This is a messenger RNA of Dovyalis caffra, 3939 nucleotides long. The record is from the annotation of a GenBank genome assembly. NCBI's taxonomy places the organism in Eukaryota, Viridiplantae, Streptophyta, Magnoliopsida, Malpighiales, Salicaceae.
AUGAAAAACCACAGAGUAAAAGCCCUUAAAACCAAAACCGCUAAACCCAUUGCGUCUUCAUUACUGGAAACCUCAACGGCGGCAGAUUCUUCGGUGACAGUGGACCGUAGUGAGGACUUUCACUCUGUUUGCAAAUGGAUUGUUCCAGAUUUCAAGAAAACCAAGGCCAAGUCUUUAUAUAGCAGAUAUUUUCAAGUCAGUGGCUUUGAUUUUCGUUUUCUAAUGUACCCAAAGGGGGAUUCUUUAUCAGUACCUGGACAUAUCUCUCUUUAUUUACAAAUUAAUGAUCCUUGUGGUUCAAAUUGUGACUGUUAUGCUAGCUACGUGAUUGGCAUUGUUAAUGUUGUGGAUGAGACUAAGUCUUUGAUCAGAGAGGGUGGUUACAGGUUUACCAAGAACAGAAAAUCUAUUGGUUGGUGUGAAUAUGCGGUUUCUAAGACAGUUUUAGAUGCUAAUUCAGGGUUUUUAAAAGAUGGGGUUUUGGUUAUUAGUGGUGAAAUUCGGGUAUUGGAUGAGAAAAUGGAGAUUUCGAGUGAUUGUAGCGAGGGAAAGGCUUAUGCUUUGAAUGGGAAGGAUACUUGGAGUAUAAGAAAUUAUGGGUUGUUCAAGGAAAUGGUGAAGACUCAGAAGAUAAUUAGUUCGGCUUUUCGAGUGUGGGACGCUUAUCUUGGGGUUAAUAUGUCAAAAAAUGUGGUUAAUGGGGUUGAGAAUUUGUCGUUGUUCUUGGAGAUUAAGGAUAUAGAGAAGUAUCCUGUGAUUGAUAGGAGUUGGUUUAGUCAUGUGAGCAGGAAAUAUUAUGGGAGGUUUGGGGGAGGAGGUGAUACGAGUCUUGGUUGGACUGAGUUUAUGAAAAUCUCUGAUUUUGUUGAUAAAGGGUAUGUAGUGGAUGAUAACGUAGUGAUUAGCGUAUCCUUUAAUGCUAUUCGGGAGUCAAGUUUUUCCUUCAGGAUUGAAGGUGUUUCUAGUGGUAAGUGCAAGGGGAUAAUUAAUUGUGGCUAUUUGGGUGGCAGGAGCAAGUAUGGUGUGGUAAAAAGAUGUGAUGAUUACACAGGAAAAAUCAUGUGGAAGAUUGAGAAUUUCUUAAGGUUGAAGGAUAUUUUGAAGAAGAAGAAGAUGAAAGGUCUGUAUGUGAAGAGCAGAAGGUUUCGGAUUGGGAAUUUGGAUUUCCGUAUUUUGGUUUAUCCUAGAGGUCAAUCUCAAAAACCAAUCCACCUUUCUGUGUUUCUUGAAGUUUUGCGUCCAGGAAAGAGUUCUGGUGAUUGUAGUCCUUUUAUUGUCUAUCAGUUAGCAGUCAGGAAUGGGAAGACGAUAGAGAAGUCUGUUGUGAAAGAAUCUGCAGAUCGUUGCUCCAAAGCUGCAAAAUACUAUGGCUGGUCCAACUUCAUGACCCUUACAAGUCUUUUUGACCACGACUCUGGGUUUAUUGGUCAUGAAACUGUCGUCUUUACAGCAGAAGUUCACAUAUUGAAGGAGACAUUCAUGACAACAGAGUCAAGCGACAGUGCUUGUUCAGUUACAUGGAAGAUGGAAAACUUUUUAUCCUUCAAGGAAAUAAUACAAAGCCGAAGAAUAUUCAGCAAAUUUUUUGAAGUUGGUGGCUGUAAACUUCGGAUUGAGAUUUAUCAGUCCUCUGCAAGCAUAUGUGCAUAUUUAGGGAGUGAUCCAUCGAUUGACAAUUUUUGGGUCAGUUACAGGAUUACUAUGGUUAAUCAAAAUGACCCUGCCAAAAGUUUGUGCAAGGAGUCUUCUCUAUGCAUAAAGGCAUAUUUCAAUGCCGAUCUUCAAUUGAUGAAAGUAUCAGAUAUGCUGGACACAGAUGCUGGAUUUUUUGUUCAUGAGACAGUUACAUUUGUUUGCGAAAUCCUUGAUUGCUGUCCAUGGUUUGAGUUUUUUGAAUCUGAGACUGGUAACAUGGAAGCAGAAUCAAGUGACUGCCAGGUCCUCUCUGCUGUGCGUCAAAUGGACAUGAACAGUGAAGAGUGGAAACAAACGUUUUCGGAAGCUUCUGAAGUUUUGGGGAGCACGCCUAAUGAAGCUCUGCAACCUGUUGUUCACUUGAUAUUUAAAUCUGCAUCUCAGUGCCAGAGUGUUCCUCAAGCAGUCAAAGUUGUCCGUGCAAGGCUAGAACUUUUAAAAGCUGAGAUAUCACCUGAUCUGUUGGAUCUAGUGAGCAGCACUAUGAAUAGUCAGCAUAAGAUUGCUGAAGUGAUGUUGAGAGAAAUUGAUAGUGUCUUUGCACUUGCUGAAAAAUGCAAACUGCUGGAUGCAACUCUAUGUCCACUAUCUAAAGAAGUAGCUUAUUUAGGUAGUGGAACCGGAACCAACAGCUCACAUAUGGAAGAUGAACCACGUUGUCAUGUCCAUCAUUAUUUUUCUGAUAUCUUUAUCUUGAUUGAUAUGCUGGCUAUACCUUCCCUUACAAUUGAAGCUUCCCGAGCUUUUGAGAGGGGUGUUGCUCAUGGAUACAUUGACAACCAAGUAGUGGCCUUGGUCUUGGAAAAACAUGCUCAAAGAUUUAGUGUGAAUUCAAUAGCUAGGAAGAAAAGGGCGGAGUCGUUGCUUUCUGAAGAAUUUUUCACCUCAGUUCUUGCUCUUGCUGAAAUAUUGUCCCUCUCUAUAAACUCUCAAGUUCAUGAAUUUGUGAAAAUGUUUUAUGUUACACUGUUUAGAGUGUUUUCUGAUGAAUGUUGUCGCACAAAGAUGCUGAGAUGGCUAGUAGACCAUGCCACAAGCCCUGUGGAGAAUUCUUCCAAAAUGAAUCUGGAUAUGUUGGUCUUCUUGGUUCACAGGGAGCAUGGAUUUGCUAGACCAGUUCUAAAAAUGAUGGGGGAUGCUGUUAAGCAUGCCAAUGCUGAUCAUUCUGCUAUUAGGCAUCGUCUGUGUGGCAUGGAGGAGAAAAUUAUUCAUAUUCAGGAAGAAAAGCAAACUGAACUUUCAAAUAUGUCUAGCGAGAAAGCUACUCUGUUAGAAAGGCUGACUGAGACUGAGGCUGCUCUCCUUCAGUAUAAGUCUGAAAUGGAGCUUGAAAGGGACCGCUUUACUUGCAAAAACACAGAAAUCUGUGCACACAUGCAAGAUAUUGAGACUCAACUUGAACAGGUUUGCUCCAAGCAUGAAGACCAUGUUACGAAGCUCUGCAUGGAGAAAAAGGAUUAUCAAGAUCGUCUUCACCACAUGGAAACACAGUUUUCACAUUUGAAGUCCUUAAAACACCAGGAAUUGAAGAAACUACUUAAAGAGAAAGAAGUUAUUGCUGAAAGAUUAAGACAUGCAGAAGCUGAUAGGGAAAUUUCUGAUAGAAAACUGAAACAAUAUGCUUCAAAAGUAGCGAUUCAAGAGGAGGAACGGCAGACACAAUUGGAUGAGAUUUGGCAGUUGAAACGAAAAGUUGAACAAAUGGAAAGAGUGAAACAAGACAAGAAAGAGGAGGUUGCUCAUCAUAGAGCAUGCACUUACGAUUUGGAAGCAAAAUUGAAUGACUGCCGGAAACAUAUCCAAUUUCUUGAAAACGCGCACCGGGAGGAGAUGGAACAGCAUGCUCCUCUAUACGGUGUAGGCCUGGAAUCUCUGUCAAUGGAGUCGUUGGAGAAUUUGUUGCGCAUCCAUGAAGACGGGAUAAAAAACAUCCAUGCCCUUCGACAUCGACUAAGAAAUCAGAGCGGCGAUAUUAUCUCGAGUGCAAAUCCUCUCCGACUCAGACAGUGUGCAACCUACAGCACAAUAGAAAGGGCUGCUUUAAUCUGGUUGGCCUUUGUUGAAGCUCGGCAGUUCUUCACUAAUGAGGUCCUUUUUACCAUAGUUAUUUUGUAUAGUCAGCUGCCAUCGAACUUGGAACCUCACAGCGUUAGUUGCAUACAUGAUUAUUGGAGGAAAUGUAUGAAGGAGAUUCCAAUGCUUCAAUUUCUCCCUUUAUCUGUUUAUAUGCGCAUGCCAGCGUGA